This is a messenger RNA of Eimeria acervulina, 1617 nucleotides long. RefSeq names its product RecF/RecN/SMC domain containing protein, related. The record is from RefSeq and is a predicted model, not a curated record. Gene Ontology annotation, molecular function: hydrolase activity. Bases 1 to 1617 code for a protein of 538 amino acids. The transcript is spliced from 5 exons. Lineage: Eukaryota; Apicomplexa; Conoidasida; Eucoccidiorida; Eimeriidae.
AUGCUGGAUUUUCAUGGAAAUUCUUACCUCAGCGGCAUGCAUAGCGCUCUCUACCAGGGUUGGAUGUGCUCCUUGGAACCUGCAGACGGACUGGCGCAGGCAGUUUCUUCUCUUUUCUCACUGGAGAAGUGCACUAUCACGAGUUCAGAAGGAUGGCUUCUCUUGGACAAAGCCAACGUUCCUGAUGCUGCAACCGCAGGGCACAGCCUGUGGGAUGAGUGUACAAACCCUCUUCUUGCCCAAGUUGAUCGUUUUGUCCUCUUUGGCGACCUGCAUAUUAGCGAAGCGACACUGCCAACCUGUCUCGAUGCCCUUUCCCUGGUGCAGCACUCAUGCAAACGCCAUACUACAUUCGUCCGCACAGCUAGCCGGAAAGUUCACGAUCCUCCCAGUGGAGAGGGCAAUCUGAAAACCCAGGAGCUGCCUGCUGCUGCUGUGUUCUUGGGAGAUUUCUGGCAUUCGCGUAUCGAGAGAAACCUCCACUGGGGCCUCCUCAGGCCUGUCCUCGAGUUCUGGGAGCAGUGGGACGUUCCAGUUGUACUGCUCCCUGGUAACCAUGACCAACUGUCCUACGAAGAAGGGCGCGAUUUGCUGCAGCCCUUAGAGAAGGCUGCUUCUCGAAGUCCUCUGGUAUUGGCGUUGAGACGGCCAACCCUGAUAAACAAAGAGCUUCUCUUCUUGCCGCAUAUUCGUGAGGCGAGCAAGCUGCAGCGCAUCAUGGCGCGGGCUAGACAGUGCAAGACACUCCGCGCCGUCUUCGGUCACCUGAGUAUUCGUGGAGCGUCGUUAAGUCCCUUUUCAGAGGAGAGCAGAUCUUUACUGAACGAGGGUAUAGACAUUGAUAUACUGCCAGAUGUGCAUGUAUAUUCUGGCCACAUACACACCCCGCAGCUCGUCGGCAAACAGGUUCGCUACGUGGGUUCGCUCUACCAGACAUCUCUAGCGGAGGCAUACCAGCGGAAGUGGCUCUAUACCAUUUCUAGGUCGCAUGACUUUGAAGUGGUAGACGAACAAGAGUCCGCAGUUGGUCCUAGACAUUUCCCUGUGAGAGAUCCGCGACUCCUGCCCCCACCGACAGCGCUGCGCCGUGGGGACAGAGUGAUUUUGUUGCCAAGCACCUCGGCUUUGGCUGAACUGCCUUGCAGCCAGACUCCUAUUCCGUCGUUCCCUCCUGAAGGAAGUGGAGGGCAGCCGCCAACACAGCUAGGCACAGAUGGCAACCAAGAAACGAUGGGAAAAUCAUCUGGAGCUUCCGCAGGUCUACAGGACUCCAGGAAUGAGAUAAUUUCUGGGAGCGAUCAUGCCAACAGCAGCUGCACUCAGCCGCCCAGCACAACUUUGGAAGCACGCAACAAUGGGCUAGGCACCACCUUGAAUGAGGUUUUGAUGGGCAGGAAGGAUGAGAUAAGCGCAGAGCAGCUCAUUCAAAUAUCUGAAGCCUACAGAGAAGCCGGUAAUACACUCCUUGAACAAGUGGCUGCGGAAGGGAGCCUAAUGCAGCAGUUCCAGAACUUGGCAGAUGUUGUUCCGACAGUAUUCGUGCUUGCUCGCAAGCAUCUUAAACACCCGCUUGAUGUCGGUCAUGCUCGCAGGCAUUUUGUUCGACUGCCGCAUUAG